Molecule: messenger RNA, 975 nt
Organism: Lathyrus sativus (Indian pea)
Lineage: Eukaryota; Viridiplantae; Streptophyta; Magnoliopsida; Fabales; Fabaceae
Source: the annotation of a GenBank genome assembly
AUGCAAGCCAUCAACCGUUUCAUCUCCGUCACACGGAGACUUACCGCCGAACAAAAUCGCCUCCAUUUCGCACCUUCGAGAACAUUCUCAACCACAACUCCGGGAGGAGGAUCCCUCGACGACGCGAAUUGGGAAACGCCUUCCACAUGGUCAACAGGCCUAACAAAGGACCACUUCAACGGCGAAGCGAAUCCUCAAACAACUCUUUCGGAUCUCCAAGAGAUGGAAGACAAGCUUCAGGAGUUGGAAGAAGAGAAUCGGAAGAGCAAAUCUUAUGUUGAUAGUUGGAAGAAACGAAUGGCGGAUACGUGUGUGUUGUUGAAACAGGUUCGUGAACCUGGUGCCAGAGGAUCGUAUUUGAAGGAUAGUGAGAAAGCUGAAAUGUAUCGUUUGCACAAAAAGGAUCCCGAGGUUUAUACUGUUGAGAAGCUUGCUAAGGAUUAUAGGAUUAUGAGACAGAGGGUUCAUGCCAUUCUUUGGCUUAAGCAGCUUGAAGAAGAAGAAGAGAAGAAGCUAGGUCACCGUCUUGAUGAUUCCGUUGAGCUCUUGCUCGACACUUUUCCUGAAUUUUUUAUUUCCCAUGAUAGGGAGUUCCAUGUAGCGUCUCUUCCUUAUAAACCUGACUUCAAGGUGAUGCCUGAGGGGUGGGAUGGCAUUACUAAAGAUUUGGAUGAAGUUCAUUAUGAAAUCUCCAAAAAGGAGGAUGAUAUGCUUUAUCGAGAUUUUGUUGAAAAGAUGAACUUCAACAAGAAGAAAAUGGCUGGAGAGGUGAAAUGCCACAAGUAUAGUCGACGACGCCCUGAAAAUGGAUGGACUUUUACUGUGGAAAAAAUGGGAGCCCGGGGGAAGCGAGGAGGUGACGGGGGCUGGAAAUUUGCUAGCAUGCCCGAUGGAUCAACCCGACCACUGAAUGAUAUUGAGAAAAUGUAUGUGAAGCGAGAGACUCCACGCCCGCGACGCAGGAUCCUUCCCUGA